UUGUCGUUGAAGGUGGUGUUUUGUUACUAUUUGAUUGAAAGUUUUGCUUGCGGGCAAAUUACUCAAAAAUAUUAUUUACACGAAAAUAAUUCUGCCAGUGAAAGUACAACGUUAAAGAUUGCUCCAAACGAUAUAGUGACUGAAAAUAAAUGUUCCCCGGAUAAGAGUUUGCACAGCAAAAAUGAUAUUAGAGUUUUGAUAGACUACAUAUAUGAGGAAUUAUCUGUAGAUGAACAGUUAUCUGAAGCUUAUAAAUCGCAAGCAGCUGAAGUGCGAGAUAAAUAUAUACAAGAUCUUAAACAAUUCAUUGAAUGGUUUCAACAUCAGCCGGAACAUCUAAAACAUGUUUUAUAUGGCUUAGCACAAGUAAGGAUAAAGCAUAUAGAACCGAAUGUCAACAAAAUAGCUGACUUAUUGAAAAGUUAUCCUCAAUUAGCAAACGUUUUUAGCGAAAAACAAGAUAAAUUGCGUAAACUGAUCAACGUACAAAAGAGAUAUGAGACUAUGUGCAGCUUCAAUUGUGGGGGAGCAGAAGAUCAUCAUAUAGUCAAACGAGAAAUACAGAAUGAUUAUUAUUGCAGUUCAUUAGAGGAACUACACGAUAAAAUCACUGAAAAAUUAAUGGAAAUUAUUGAAAAAAUGAAAAAUAUUAUGGUUGAUCAACUGUCGAUUUAUAACGAAACUUAUAAAGAAUCUAUUGAUAACAUUAAAAACAACCUAAAGGAUAAAGCAUUACAGGAGUUUGGACGAACUAUGUACGAUAUUUUGAUUCUACAAGAUGAAUAUCAUCAUUUUGCAGAAGACUUAAACAAAACUACCUUAGAAACAGAGGUAUUUUCUAUACAAGAAUUAAGCAUACAAAUAGAUGAAAAGUUACUAAAAAUGUAUAAAGUUGUUGAAAAAUACGGACAAUAUUGUAGAAGUUGUGGCGAAGAGUUUCUCAUACGAAAUACGAGAAGAACAAACGAACAUUUCGAAGAAAUUGUUGAACAGUCUUCAGAGAAUAUCGUAGAUACUCUGAUCGAUAUCAAAUUCAAUGAAACUGCUAUUGAAAUAACAAACGAUUGGCAAAAAAUAUUUAAUGAUUUAAAUGUAUUGAUACAUAAAGUUGGAAGAGAAGACAUCAAUUUAGCUCAUUUAAAGCCUAUUCAACAAGCUGUUGUGCAAAUUAUUAAUGAGGAAAGAGAAAGGUUGGAAAACCUGAAAAAUAUCGCACCUAGAUCAACGAUUAAAAACAUUUUGGAUUUAGUAAAACAAUCGAAACUUUUACUUAAAACUAUUGAUGAAUCAAUAACUUACAGUGAUGCUCUUAUUAACAAAUAGGCGCUAUGGUAUUGUUUUAAUUCUCCUGCAAAUGACAUUAUAAGCCUUUUCCAAGAGUUAUAAAACACAAUAAAUAUCUGAAUAAAAUAAUAGUAUAAUAUGUAGGACCCUAAUUUUUAUUAAUACAUAAUAUGUAAUGUUAUUAUAAUAAAGUAUCCAAAUCACUUGUCCUCUUCGAAGUAUCCUUAUAAUUUAGGGUGAGCGACCGAGCGGAUAGCCGAUUACCGAUUCAGCGCUCCUCAAUAAAUCUGAAUAGGUAUUGUGCGCGGGCGCAUACAAAAGUGUUACUGCUUAUUGUGAAUUAAAUUUGUGAAGUAGAGGUUCAAGGUGCCGUUGACAUCAAUUUGUUGAACGUGAUAUGUUUGACAUAUGAGUAUCAUACAGCAAAGUCUUACGGCAAACCUAAAGAUACCAUCAAAAAUUUGAACAUGUUUUUAUAUAUAAUAAAUAUUAUAUUUGUUUCUGUCUUUAA
Vanessa tameamea is the source of this 1795-nucleotide messenger RNA. RefSeq lists its product as uncharacterized. Bases 505 to 1323 code for a protein of 272 amino acids. The transcript is spliced from 4 exons. The record is from RefSeq and is a predicted model, not a curated record. Lineage: Eukaryota; Metazoa; Arthropoda; Insecta; Lepidoptera; Nymphalidae.